AACAGGCACUGCUGUAGACACCUCUAUCUUUACUGCGGGUCCUUCUUCUGGAAGAAGAAAAAUGGCGGCGUCCAUGCUGCACAGGAGGACGACAGUGUUAUGCAGGGCAUUAAAGGGAAUUUCAUUAUCAAAAACUGUGCUUUCUGCGAACCCUCAAAGUGGUUUUCUAUUACAGACAGCGUCCUACAACCCCAAACCUUUAAAGCUGAACCUGCGUGACCCCUACAUUCCAGACAAAAACAGCGAUAAGACGCCGGACUGGCAGAAGACGGCCCGGCAUGACAAGAAACUGUUCGGUCGGUACGGCUCAGCGUCGGGCAUCGACCCUGCGUCGCUGUGGCCCAGCCAUGAGCACUUGGAUAAGAUCAUCGUGGAGGAAAAUGAGUGGCACCCCCCGUUGGAGGUAAUGCUGAAGAAUAUCGAGGCCAGAGAGAAGGAGGAAACCGAGAAACGUUUGGCAAAGGAAAAACUCAUAGCAGCAAACAUGGCCAAAAUGCCCAAGAUGAUAGCUGACUGGCGCAGAGAAAAGCGAGAAGCAAAACUCAAACUAAAGGAGGAGAAAGAAAGGAAAACAAGGUUGCUGGAAGAGGCCAAACAGCGUUUUGGCAGCAAAGUGGACCCCCGCAGCCCCAAGUUCUUGGAAAUGGUUGCUGAAAUAGAAAAGGAAGAGAGGAAGAACAAGAAGCUACUGAGACGUAAACUGAAGGAGGAGGAACGGGCGGCAGCAGCAUCCAUCACGCCUCCCGCUGCCUCCUCAUAGUCUUGGACUGAGUCAUUUCAGACAUAAAUAACAAUUUGCCCUUGUUUUAACUGUGUCUAAUGAGAUGGGAGGUGUUCACAAUGACACAGUUCAGUGGGACAGCUGUUAAAAAGUGUCUGAAUAACCGUUUAGUUCCUGUUUUGUGUUACCUGAGUGCAUCCGUAAUAACCUGGAUGAAUGAAAACUCCAUCGACGGUUU
Molecule: messenger RNA, 959 nt
Organism: Scatophagus argus
Lineage: Eukaryota; Metazoa; Chordata; Actinopteri; Scatophagidae
Gene: gadd45gip1
Product: growth arrest and DNA-damage-inducible, gamma interacting protein 1
Exons: 2
Coding region: 62-760 (232 amino acids)
Cellular component (GO): nucleus
Source: RefSeq, a predicted model, not a curated record